Molecule: messenger RNA, 747 nt
Organism: Rhipicephalus microplus (southern cattle tick)
Lineage: Eukaryota; Metazoa; Arthropoda; Arachnida; Ixodida; Ixodidae
Product: translation initiation factor IF-2-like
Source: RefSeq, a predicted model, not a curated record
AUGACAAGGCGGCACGUUUUAGUCCUGUUGGUGAUUGCACUAACAUGUUGUUCGAUUGUUAGGGGUGACGCACUUAUUGAUUCCGACAAGAAGCUGAGUGGAGACACGCCAAAUGUUCUGGGCAAGAAGCCGUAUAGAGACACACCAAAUAAUACAGAGGAGGAGCCAGUUAGAGACACACAAACUGAUCCAGGCAAGAUGCCAGAUUAUUAUUCCGACAAGAAGCCAGUAGGAGAAAUACCAGUUGAUCUAGGCAAGAAGCCAGGUGGAGACACACCUAUUGAUUCCGAAGAAAAACCAGGUGUAGACACGCAAAUCGACCCUGAGACGCGAAAAGAAGAAACAUCAAUCGAUCCGAACGAGCCAGUUGGAGGUGGAGGCCAACCAAUUGAUCCUAUUGGGCCAGCUGGAGGUGGAGGCAAACCAGAUGACCCGAAUAAGCCAGGUGGAGGUGCAGGCAAACCUGAUGAUCCGAAUAUUCCAGGCGGAGGUGGAGGCAAACCAGAUGAUCCGAAUAAGCCAGGCGGAAGUGGAGGUGAACCAGAUGACCCGAAUAAGCCAGGCGGAGGUAGAGGCGAACCAGAUGACCCGAAUAAGCCAGGCGGAGGUGGAGGCGAACCAGAUGACCCGAAUAAGCCAGGUGGAGGUGGAGGCAAACCAGAUGACCCGAAUAAGCCAGGUGGAGGUGGAGGCAAACCAGAUUACCCGAAUAAGCCAGGCGGAGGUGGAGGCAACCCAACCAGAUGA